CUUCUAUUUGUCUAAUCUGGCCUAUAUAUAUAUAUAUAUGUAUAGGUACCGGGAGUGUGUUACUUGUUGUGUUCAUCCUCGUAAACUGGCUACUGUUCAAUGCAUAGCAUGUGCUAAACUGAAUCUCUCGGCGAAGGAUUCAUACCAUUGCUCUCCAAAGUGCCUCUCUGAUUCAUGGCAAAACCAUGUGGAACGUCACCAUCUGGCAGCGGAGACCGCCGCCAACGACCCGGCAAAUGCUAGCGAGCAAGAUCCGAUACCUGAAAGCUGUGAGAUGUGGACCCAAAUUGGCAAAUCCCCGGCCACGUUAAUCGGUGAGAAUCCAGAGGUGGUGGAAGGAGAAGCAGACGACAGAAAAUGGGUUAAGAUCGGGUCAUCAAAAAUUUAUGAACCCACGAGAGAUGAUUUUGGUUUGUGUUUAAGGCUUGUAACUUUAGCCAUUGACAGCUCGAGUUGCGCUUAUCUGUGUGCGACGGUGAUUUCGGUGACGAAGCCUGUGAUUAACUUUCCUGCUCGUGUUCAUCGCAACAUGAUCCAAUUGGGAACCACUCAGCAGAUAUCUUCUAAUGACUUUGGAUUUAGUGUUCUAUCAUAUAAUAUCCUUUCUGAUAUCUUUACUAAUAGAGGUGCGUACGGACACUGCCCUAAAUGGGCCCUUGUCUGGCAAUACCGCCGGAAGAAUUUGCUCGAGGAAAUCAUUGCCUAUGAUGCCGAUAUUCUGUGUCUCCAGGAGGUACAGAGUGAUCACUUUGAAAAUUUCUUCCAGCCUGAGCUUGCCAAAGUUGGUUACUCUGCUGCAUUCAAGAAAAAGGCCGGAGAGGUGUGUGUGGGAAACGACUUAUUUGCAGCUGAUGGGUGUGCAACAUUCUACCGUCAUGAUAUGUUCAAAGAAAUUAUGAGAGAUGAGCUUGAGUAUGCUAAGGCAGCACGACCUCUCGUGGAAGUUUUGCAACCUGAAUUCCAAGAUAUAGUCGCGCGUCGGCUGAACAAGGACAAUGUUGCGCUUGUUGUUAUACUGGAAUCAGUGGAAAGAGAAAGGUCUGAGAACGAGUUUCCACCUCGAAUUUGCGUGGCAAAUACACAUAUAUGUGCAGGUGCCCACACUCCUGAUGUCAAAUUACUUCAGAUUACGAAGCUAGUCGAUGGACUGGAAAGGAUUGCAGAGGCAAAAGUUCCUAUACUGCUUUGUGGGGAUUUCAACGUUCUUCCCACCAGUAACGCUUAUGCAUAUCUAAGUAAAGGUAGGAUUAAUCCUCUCAACACCAGAGAACCUGAUCCCUUGAGGCUAUUGCGUUUUCUCAAGCUUACCCAUUCCCUUUCUCUGGCGAGCGCUUAUGCUUCUCUUGCUCCUAAUACAAGUGUUGAGGAAACCCAGCUGAGGAGGAUGUUGGACUGUGAACCCAUUUUCACUAACUUCACGCCAAAUUUCCUUGGGACUCUAGAUUAUAUUUUCUACACAGCAAACUGCUUCAUGGUUGAAGGUCUACUGGAACUUCUCGACCAGGAGAGCUUGGGACGUGGUCUUCCAUCACCAAUAUGGUCAUCAGACCAUAUUGCCAUCAUGGCUAAGUUCCGAUUCAAGCUUCCCUCAUCCUGGAAAGAAUCUCCACCUCAUACUCCUUCCAAAAUAUGGUUCACAGAAGAGUAAUGCUAGACGAAACUCCACAAAAGAGAGAUUCAAAAUGAAAAGGAGAGUCAUCAUUCCUACUAUAAACAUCCAUCUUGUAACAUAGGGAAAUAAAGUUCAUUGUUUUAAGUUCUAAAUCUAAUGCCAAUAGGACAUGCAUAUUUAGCCAGAAACACAGGAAAACAGUUAUCAGGUGGACAUCUUACAACAGCCUCUAUCUAUUCGUUUUAAUGUGUCAAAUCGUAGAUCUGUCUAUGCUUGACAACUAAAGUACACUACCAUUCAUUUGAUAUAUUCAAUGCUCAUCUUUACAGUCUCUAAACUAUUAUACAUGUACCAAAAUGGCAGCCACAUAGGAACUGCGAAGACAGACCAAAUCUGCUCAUUUAUAGAUCCAGCAAGCAAAGUGGAAUACAGCAAAAAUUGAGAAAACAACAAACCUGGAUGGAAUAAAUAGAUUCCUUCUUUUAGGGUAUUUUGGAAAGUGAAUGAAACAAAUUACAUGCAUUAGUUUCAUUGUUAUAAUAAAGCAAUCCACAAUCCAUGCAUAAAAUAUAGAGUAAACAACAAGCAAGGAUGAAAUGCAUGCCAAAAGGACAUAAAGCAGGGUGAGGGAAGAUUUAUACAAAAAUCAGAAACCCAAACACAGGAAAAAAAAA
Molecule: messenger RNA, 2286 nt
Organism: Carica papaya (papaya)
Lineage: Eukaryota; Viridiplantae; Streptophyta; Magnoliopsida; Brassicales; Caricaceae
Product: carbon catabolite repressor protein 4 homolog 1-like
Molecular function (GO): 3'-5'-RNA exonuclease activity
Source: RefSeq, a predicted model, not a curated record